Drosophila guanche is the source of this 648-nucleotide messenger RNA. Its product is annotated as acylphosphatase-2. The record is from RefSeq and is a predicted model, not a curated record. Gene Ontology annotation, molecular function: acylphosphatase activity. Bases 252 to 560 code for a protein of 102 amino acids. The transcript is spliced from 3 exons. NCBI's taxonomy places the organism in Eukaryota, Metazoa, Arthropoda, Insecta, Diptera, Drosophilidae.
UGCGACGGCUUGCUGAAAAUCAACGAUCGCGAUCCGCGGCGAAUAAAAUAUAUAUAAAUAUUUUCUGACAAUUUUUGUGGCAAUUAAACCUUGAGGGACUGCCCUUUGGGAUAACUUAGAACUUCAAUCUGUGUAGUUAAAGCUAAAGGGAGAGCAGGAAGCUAUACAAGUUCCACAAAAAAAGAAGUUUUCAAUUUAUAUAAUCGAAAAGUGCGCAGCAGUUGUUAAAGUUUCAAUCGUUUGCACUCGUCAUGGGCAUUAUUCCGGAUAUACGCCAGCUGGUGACGCUGGACUUUGAGGUGUAUGGACAUGUGCAAGGUCUGAAUCUAACGAAAGAUACACGCGAUCGCUGCACCAAGGCGGGCAUCACUGGAUGGGUGAAAAACAGCAAGCAGGGCACAAUUGUUGGCAAAAUGCAGGGCCCCAAGGAGGAGGUGGACAAGAUGAUCACCUGGCUGUCUACUGAGGGCUCGCCUGGCUGCGAGAUCCAACGCUGCGAUGUGCGGAAUCAGAGCAACCUCAACCGACUGGAUUACAAGGACUUUGCCAUUAGAUUUUAAAUGUGCUGCUGCCCCAUCAUAUCAACAUAUGGUGUGGCUUGCACUUUUUGUGUUUGUUUUGUGCACUAUUUCGAUAAGUUUGUAAAUA